AGAGAUGGAUUGUUGCAAAACCCUUUUUACGCGUCAGUGAUUGAGCAUCGGCUCAUUUUUAUCACGCUUCUUUUUAACGCACCCACCUGGGUGUGUACACACAGCACUCCUUAGCAAAGUGGCUAAAAUAUAAAUAUGCACUAUAGUCCUGCUUUGUUCUGAAGUUACUCACUGCUGAUAAAGACCGUCUUGUGCUAGGUGCAUCCUCUCGACAGGCGCAAUACGCCCCAAAACUAAAUACAUUUUCUUUACGUGAUGUUUGCACUUGGCUCAAGGGUCAAAUAGGUUACUAUGAAAACUGGGCUUUGGCCUCUUGAUGUAGUCACCCUAGGUAUAAGAGCUGUGGGUAUGCCUUUUUCCUUCAGAACUGAGUUAGACCAGGAUCAUCCCCAGCAUCACCAGAAGCCAUGGAGUUCCAUUCAAACGUGGUCAGUUCGCAGCCCGUCACCGUAACACAGUUCAGCGUGUCCCCCGGACUGUCGGACUGGAGCACAAACGUAUGCGACUGCUGCGACGACUGUGGCAUUUGUCUUUGUGCAACAUUUAUUCCUUGUAUCCUGGGCUGUAAGGUGGCUCAAGACAACGGAGACAGCUGCUGUAUACCUUUCCUCCCAGGCGCCAUGAUCGCUUUGAGGACAAGCAUUCGAGGCAAAUACAAUAUUGAAGGAUCAGUGUGUGACGACUGGGUUAUCAUGGCCUGCCUGCCUUUAUGUGGACUGUGUCAGUUGGCUCGAGAGCAAAAGAUGAGAAAAUAGUUAAACAGCAAGUCACCCCCCUACCCGAGUCUUACUCCACUACCACUUCCUGUUUGAAAAAUGCAACAAAUGAUGUUGAGCUGCUAACAAAUACACACAAACACAGGCUCACAAUGACACUGUGACGUCAUAAUGUACCAGCUAACAUCACAGUGUACCUUAUAGCCAAUAGCGAUGGCAGAUUUAAAUUUCAAAUGUAGUGCAGAGUUUUUACCUGAACACUGACAGUUUUAGGCAGAAUAUUUAAAUAUUAACUAAGAUGCAUUAAAGUGCCAAAUUAUUGUGUACACAUGAGUUCAACACGAUUAGACACUUUAGUUUAUUAGCAGAAAAAAGUGGAUUUGGGGAUGACUUGCUCUUUAACAAAAAAUAAAUAAAACAUUCAUGUUCUGUGGUCUGAGUUUGACAUUUACUGGAAUGACUUUGUUUAGGCAAACAAAGCUGUGGGGACAUUUGGUUAUUACCUGGGCGGAACUGAACUUACUUGUCUUUGUGAAAUCUAAACAAACUAACCUGACCAAUGAGGUUUUAUUGUUUUUAUUGUUAAUUUAACUUUCCUCAACUUUGACAAAUAUCCACAUCAAAUAAAGUGUUAAAAUAAAUUAGGAGGAACUGAUUUGUACAAUACUGAAAAUAAUUCCCAAAAUAAAUGUUCUUUUUUUUGACAGAACGAAAAUUUAAAUCUUUAUUUAGCGAUGUUGGAAAAAUAUAAGGAAAACUGCCAAGUAUAUGCAGAACAAAUGAACAAUGUUUAAACGUGCAUAAAGCACAUUUUCUAUUCUAUAUGUGUCCAAUACUGUAUUUGUACUUUUCCUUUAAAAACAGUUUUAAAUAAAACAAAAGAUGUGGAA
This is a messenger RNA of Nothobranchius furzeri (turquoise killifish), 1606 nucleotides long. It is a transcript of the gene cnfn, whose product is annotated as cornifelin. NCBI's taxonomy places the organism in Eukaryota, Metazoa, Chordata, Actinopteri, Cyprinodontiformes, Nothobranchiidae. The record is from RefSeq and is a predicted model, not a curated record.